This is a messenger RNA of Truncatella angustata, 888 nucleotides long. RefSeq lists its product as uncharacterized. The transcript is spliced from 3 exons. NCBI's taxonomy places the organism in Eukaryota, Fungi, Ascomycota, Sordariomycetes, Amphisphaeriales, Sporocadaceae. The coding region runs from base 45 to 746 and encodes 233 amino acids. The record is from RefSeq and is a predicted model, not a curated record.
CCAAAACGGAUUUGUGCCCAUAUUGACCCGUGUAUAGGACAAAAAUGUACAAAACACAUUUUCAGCGAUGGGGGUUUCGAAAGAACCUGAAAGCGAGCGAGGGGAAGGUAUUCGAGGCUCAGGCCGUCGCUGGAGAAGAAAUUAAUCUUCCUGUCGCGUACGGCCGUAGACUUGGAUCUAAACGACUCAAGUCUCGGGCUCUCAGAUCAAACAAACAGUCAUCUGUAACGGUGGCAUUGUCUCCCUUACGGCCAAUUGAUGCUCCAGACCGUCUACAUUUAGCAGAUAACUCACUGCGAGCCGUCGCGGCAUAUGUAAACUCGCGCUGCGAUCACUGGAAAUCGGGGCAUUACUCACAAUGGAAAACGGAGACAGGAAAUUGGCAACAAAAGAUGGAUCUCGCAGCUUGGCAAAUUUCUGAGGGUCAGGACAUGGCCUCAAGCUUCCAAAUCCUCAACAACGCGUGCGAUGAAUAUAAGACAAUCCUACUAAUGCAAGAGCCAGUAUUAUUGUGGGCAACAUAUGAUGCCAUUCUCCAGCUCUUGAAGGUUGAUCCCAAUCUAGCAAGACCAUUCAUCAAACUCGUCACCGGAUAUUGUUCAGUAUGCUUUGGGGGGAGUCACCCUCUGACAAUACUCUGGAAUAGUGUAUCGCGGAUGGAAGUGGAUGAUAUAUCUUCGUUAGCCCGACCUCUUAUAGACGUGCAGUCCAACCAUUUCCGUGACGAAGCAUUAUCCAACAACUAAGCGCGAAGAAGAUGCACGAUCUCAUUUUCGCAUCCCCCGAAAUUACUCUUCGUAAACUCAAUGUUUGUAUCGAAUGGAUCCAGGAAUUAGACACCAACGUGAGCACAAAUAUCGCACUAUUUGGAUCGCACCUUAUGGAAAC